Molecule: messenger RNA, 4225 nt
Organism: Westerdykella ornata
Lineage: Eukaryota; Fungi; Ascomycota; Dothideomycetes; Pleosporales; Sporormiaceae
Product: ABC transporter-like protein
Exons: 6
Coding region: 203-4225 (1340 amino acids)
Cellular component (GO): membrane
Molecular function (GO): ATP binding; ABC-type transporter activity; ATP hydrolysis activity
Source: RefSeq, a predicted model, not a curated record
UGGAUGCGUCGGGGUCAGAGUGGGGAACCCCGUAGCGUAUCCCUCGCUUCCUACGCGAUGGUAGCCAAGCCAACAUCUUUAACAUCCAUGCUAAGCGACCUCGACCGUGAGCACAUGCCAAUUUAGUGAUGAUGGAGAGAAUCGUGUUGAACUCUGGAGACUUGACUUUUAUGCUCUUCACUACGGCAUCGCCGGGUCAGCAAUGAUAACCCCAGGACCGCCUACCAGCUCUUCGACACGCCCAGAUCCGCUGGACCAGGAGAAAGAUUCACUGCCAGGACCUCCAACUGUCCCGCAUUCGACAGAACCAGUGGGGCUUACAAACGUAGCCACUCAUGGCUCCCAACGGAACAACAGCAUCUCACUGCGUGAAGUCGAACCAGUUUCUGUACGGCUUGACCACCUUACCGUCACAGUUGAUGAAUCUCCGGGCUUGUUGAGUCGCUUGAAGAGUUAUUGGGGCCACAAGAACGCCACAGGGCAAGCCACAGUGAGCCAUGUCAAAACCAUACUGGAUGACAUCUCUGGAGAGAUGCGCAGUGGCACGCUCACAGCCAUUAUAGGCGGCAGCGGGAGUGGCAAAACAUCCUUGCUUAAUCAAAUGAGCGGUCGCAUGCAUGGGAAUCGCCUAUCAUUUUCAGGCCGGACUCUGUUCAACGGAAGUGAAGACGCAGCUAGAGUUCGCAGCGCCUACGUCAUCCAGCAGGAUAUACUUCUUCCUACAUUAACGAUUCGUGAAACUCUGCGAUAUGCGGCGGAUUUGCGGUUACCAGCCUCAAUUGGCAAAAAGGAAAGGAGACAACUCGUUGAAGAGGUCAUCGUUGAACUAGGUCUGAAAGAAGCCGCGGACACACGAAUAGGAAAUAGUGAACAUAGGGGCUGCAGCGGGGGUGAGAAGAGACGGACGAGUAUAGGCGUGCAGCUACUGUCGAACCCGAGCCUACUAUGGCUGGACGAACCAACCACGGGCCUGGAUUCCACCAGUGCAUAUCAGGUCAUAAGAACAUUGCGCAGUUUGGCCCGAAAGGGCAGAACAAUUAUAGUCACAAUACAUCAACCACGGUCCGAGAUCUGGGAUCUGUUUGACAACGUCAUCCUUAUGACGAAAGGAAGCCCGGCCUAUGUUGGUUCUGCCAAAGAAUGUCUUCCAUAUUUCGCAAAGCUAGGGCACGAACUACCGCCCUUCGUAAACCCGGCAGAGUUUCUCAUCGACAUCGUCUCUGUUGACAACCGAGACCCCGAGGCGGAAAGAAUUGCCCAAGCUCGUGUGGACCACAUCAAAAGCGCGUGGCGAGAACAUGUAUCACAACUAGUAUGCACUCCCCCCGUAGCGGAACCCAAAUUGGUCCCCAAGAGCCCCACUCGAAGGAUCCGUACCACACAUGCAUCACUAUCACAGCAGAUUCGAGUCUUAUCUGCUCGGACAUGGAUCGUGACAAUUAGGGACCCCAUGGGAAUGUUUGGCAGUCUUAUCGAAGCAAUCGCAAUGAGCGUGAUCACGGGCUGGAUCUUCCUCCAGGUAGACGGCUCCCUGUCCGGAAUUCGGUCCCGCCAAGGCGCUCUCUACACUGCGGCAGCGCUGCAGGGGUAUCUGAUUCUCCUCUACGAGACUUAUCGACUAACCAUAGACAUCCAACUUUUCGAUGAAGAAUCCCGCCAAGGCAUAGUAGGGGUACCCGCCUUCCUCAUCUCAAGGAGACUGGCUCGGCUACUGAUUGAGGACAUCCCGGUUCCGCUCAUCUUCUCCUUGAUUUUCUAUUUCAUGACUGGGUUCCGCACUGAUGGGAACGAGUUCAUGACUUUCUUUUCGGUGAUUUUACUGGAGCACUACAUCGCGGUCUGCUUUGCUACGACAUGUGUGGCCAUUUCAAGGCACUUUGCUGAGGCCAGUCUGGUUGCCAAUCUUGCAUACACCCUCCAAUCCAUGGCAUGUGGUUACUUUAUUCAAGCCAACACGAUCCCAAUAUAUGUGCGAUGGACGAAGUGGAUCGCCUAUGUGUUCUACGCUUUUGGUGCGCUUUGUGCCAACGAAUUCACUGGCCAUUUUUAUGAUUGUCCUCUCGAAGGAGGGGCCUCCAACCCUGCAUGCAAAGAAUAUACCGGCCAAUUCAUUCUAGCUUCUCUGGGAUUACCGGAUAAUUGGAUUUGGCGACCUAUCCUGGCACUGCUCGGCUUCGCGAUUGCAUUUUACCUAGGCGCGGCAGUAAUCCUGCGGUACUGGAAGGCAGAAAUUGGAAUGGCAAGGGCGAGACCGUCGAACUCUGAUGACUCAGCCGGCAAGGAGGUACUGCUGGCCAGGUCUUCUGAAGAAGUUCGAACAAUAUCGGUUGGGCUUGACGCGUAUAGCCUUGAUAUUGACAAGCGGUCCUGGAAGACGAGAACCACGAAGUCUAUACUGAAACCGCUCACUGCUGAGUUUGAGCCUGGAGCUAUCAACGUGAUUAUGGGCCCUUCCGGAUCAGGGAAGACGAGUUUGCUCAACAGCAUAGCUGGUCGGCUGAAAGACGAUGUAACAACGAGAUACCGGAAGCAGGGGAGGGUAACAUUCAAUGGCUUGACGCCGUCCGAUGACGUUGUCCAUGCCAUAGUAUCUUUUGUGGAACAGGACGACGAUGCUCUGCUCGCCUCACUCACGGUUCGUGAAACGCUGCGGUUUGCUGCGGGACUACGACUGCCCAAAUGGAUGUCGAAAAGCCAGAAGAUCCAGAAGGCAGAAGAGGUGCUGCUUAAGAUGGGAUUGAAAGACUGCGCUGACAAUCUGAUUGGCAAUGAUCUCAUCAAAGGAAUCAGUGGAGGUGAGAAACGCCGCGUUACUAUAGCCGUACAGAUUCUCACAGAGCCACGUAUUCUGCUUCUGGACGAACCUCUCUCGGGACUUGACGCCUUCACUGCAUUGUCAAUCAUGGAUGUGUUGAGGGGAUUGGCAAGUGAGGGACGGACACUCAUAGUUACCAUACACCAACCACGAUCUGACCUUUUCCGACAUUUUGGAAACAUUCUUCUGCUCGCUCGUGGCGGUUACCCAGUCUAUGCAGGCCCAGCCCAAGGGAUGCUUCCUCACUUCGCCGCUCAAGGCUACCACUGCUCCAAAUCCACCAAUCCAGCGGACUUUGCUCUCGACGUCAUCACUGUCGACCUGCAAGAUGAAACCAGAGAAGCCGCCAGCCGUGCCAAAGUCGACUCUCUCAUUGCCGCCUGGACGCCUUCAAACGCCACAACCACAACCACUACCACUAAUACCCACACGACCAUCACCACACCCGCCCAACUCGGCAGCCUCGCCCGCACGCCCGCACCCCUUUCCCUAGCCCUCCCCCUCCUCCUCCACCGCGCAACCAAGAACCUGCUCCGCCAACCCAACCUCAUGGCCGCUCGCAUCGGCCAAGUCAUCGGCCUCGGCAUCGUCCUCGCCCUCUUCUUCGCGCCCCUCAAAAACGACUACUUCUCCGUGCAGAACCGGCUCGGCUUCCUCGUCGAGAUCGCACCGCUCUACUUCGUCGGCAUGCUCAACAACAUCGCCGUCUACCCCGCCGAGCGCGACGUCUUCCUGUGCGACCACUCGGACCGCGUGUACACCGUGUCCGCCUUCUUCCUCACGUACACGGCGCUCGAGGUGCCGUUUGAGAUUGUCACGGCGCUGCUGUUUGCGGUGCUGGCUGUGCUGGCGUGCGGGUUGGAGAGGUCUGCCGAGAUUUUCUUCCUCAUCGCGUUCAAUGCGUGGUGUAUUGUGAAUUGCGGGGAGAGCUUGGGCAUCAUGUUUAAUAGCCUGGUGGAGCAUACGGGGUUCUCGAUGAAUGUGAUGAGUGUGUUUUUGAGCGUGGCGCAGAUUAUGGGCGGCGUGAUAUCCCUUUCCAUCCCCCCCUUCCUCCAAGCCUUCAACCACCUCUCCCCCAUAAAAUACGCCAUCGGAAACAUGGCCCCUUACACCCUACGCAGCCAACACUUCACCUGCGAAGACUGGCAGCGUCUACCCAACGGCAACUGCCCCAUCGAGACGGGCGAACAGGUCUUAGAGCUGUAUAAAUUGAACUACAAGCACCCGGAGAUGAACGUCAUGGCCUUGGGAAUUUGCGCCAUUGUGUAUAGGGUUUUGGCGUAUUUGGUGUUGAAGUUCAAGAUGGAGCGGUGGUGGAGGAAAGGGUGGAGGUGGAGGAGGGGGAAGGGGAAGGGAGGUAAGAAGAAGGAGGUUGGGACUGUGUCGCAGGUUUCGGAGAGGGGGGCAUGA